GGUCAUUUCUGAUUGAGAUUUGCUAAAAAUUUGGUUUAACGCAUUUAAAUACAAAUAAGCGAAUGUGAAGACCACCAUUAAAAUGCUAACAUUAUUUGAAAACUUGUGAAUCGAUAAUAAACCUUUAAGAACCUAAAGCCGUAUGUGCGAAUGAUCAACUGAAAACCGAAAAGAUCUUCGCAACAAUUCUCCUUAGGGGUAGUUAUAAUUUAGAAUCUAAGAUGUGUAAAUAAAAUAACAAAUAAGAAAUGCCCCCUAAAUCAAUUGCCAAGCAAACAGAACCAAGAAAAAGUAUUUUGGUAAUUCCAAGUCGUAUUGUUAGUAGACCUGACGAACUUGAAGGCGGUGAAGAAACAGAAAUCGCAGCACAAAUCUCCGUUCCUCAAGAAGGUGGCUGGGGAUGGGUGGUUGUAUUCGCCGCUUUUUGGAUAAUGUUCAUUUUAGACGGUGUCUCUUUUACUUUUGGGAGUUUGCUAAGUGAUAUGACUGCAGAUCUUGGUAUGGCUGACUCUUUAGUGGCUUUAAUAAAUUCUGUGGCUGUAGCAUUAUAUUUUAUUGCUGGCCCAUUAGCAUCAGCUUUCAUUAAUCGUUUCGGGUUUAGGGCUUGUGUGAUGUCUGGGUCUGUAAUUUGUGCGUUUUCAUUAUUUUUUUCAUAUUUUUCUACAAAUUAUGCUUCUUUAGUGAUAUUUUAUGGAGUAUGUGCAGGAUUUGGAUAUUGCCUUAUAAACAUGUCUGCUGGAUUAGUGGUAGGUUUUUACUUUGAGAGGCUUCGAUCUUUAGCUAUAGCGCUAGCAACCACAGGUUCAAGUGCGGGAAUAAUGAUUUUGUUUCCAUUAAACAUAUACUUAGUCAGUUUAGCGGGUUGGCGAACAACUACAUUGUUGCAUUCGGGGAUGUUUGGCCUUAUUUACUACUUUGGUAUGACUUUCCGGCCUUUACUUUCUCUUACUGUGGUGAAAACCACUGACGACCCCACUCGCACAGUUACAUAUUUACCAAGCUUAUCAAAGGCAGUAAUUCAACCAACACAAUCGAGCGCAAAAGUAGACGGCCUUAAACCUACUGUAACUGAACGUUUAUUUAGCGCUGUGUCUAAUGCCAAUUUCCCUACUGCAGCAGCAGUAGUUGAAGAAGGUGUUCUCACAUCAUCUAAUCAGCCAGGACCGUCAACUGGCGCAGUAUCUAAACUUACACUGACCGCACACAGUCCUCAAGGCGGUGUUAGUCGUCGACAUUUAAAGCAAGUGCAGUCUAUUAUUUCGAAAACAAGCGUUCAAGAUAAGCAAAAACGAAAUGUUGAACUCACAGUACACGUGGAAGAGGCACCUAAGAAACGUAGUUGUUGGGCACGUCUAUGCCAUUGGGAAGAACACGUUCCACAAUCUCGGCCUUUAUACAGAGAUGACGCAUUUUACAGUGGGAAGGUCGAUAAGUUACCAAUAUACCAAAAAAGUAUGAUGGAUACUACUGGAGAAGGAAAAACAGGUCUCGAAUAUCAGAUGGCUGUAUCUAGAGCAGUAACUGCAGGAGAUUUGCGGGAAAAAAGAGGAGUGUUUACUACAGCCGUUAGAAGAGUUCUUGCCACUAUGAUGGAUCCUAAAUUACUAAAACGUCCCUCAUUUAUGCUACUAUCUGCUAGUGGCUUUUUAACGUAUGUAGGGUUUUUAGUACCAUACGUAUAUUUGAAGGAUCGAAAUUUACAAGCGGGUUUGGCUUCUCAUCAUUGCACACUAUUUAUUACUGUGCUAGGAUUUGCAAAUGCUUGUGGAAGGUUAGCCAUAGGUGCUUUAGCUGUUAAGAUUGAUCCAAUAAAACUAUAUUCAAUUUCUUGUUGUAUUGGGGGUUUAAGUACUAUUGUUUCAGAUAUAACAUAUGAUAUAUAUUAUCAAUAUGGAUACUGUGUAGUGUACGGUUUUUUUGUAGCUAGUCUAGCUUGCCUAAGAAGUAUGGUAAUAGUGUCUUUGUAUGGAUUGGACAAACUCACGAAUGCUACUGGCAUGAUGUUAUUGUUUCAAGGGUUUGGUAGUUUAUUAAGUACACCACUAGCUGGUUUGUUGAAAAAUAACUUCGGUUAUACAGUAUCAUUCUGUGUAGCUGGCGCAUUUAUGGUUGUUGGUGGACUUAUUUUGAUACCAAUCCGAAAAGUUGCAAAUAAGGAAGAUGGAACGGAAAAUGAGGGACCCAAGAUCACGAAAAAUCGAUAAAAAUUUUAGUUAGGCCCGACAUUAAUAUCAUGAUUUAACAGUGAAUAAAUGAAUAAAAAGUAAAAUGUACCCAUCAACUGGGUUUCAUUUAAAACUGCCAUACGCGCUUUUGUAUCGCUGCAAAAAAAGGGCCAGCCCAUUAACCUUUGCAACUUUAACAUAAUAACGAUGUAAGUAGGCAAUAAUGUAUGUUUUGUAAAUAAGUAUACUAAUGUUACAGAAAC
Molecule: messenger RNA, 2428 nt
Organism: Ostrinia nubilalis (European corn borer)
Lineage: Eukaryota; Metazoa; Arthropoda; Insecta; Lepidoptera; Crambidae
Product: monocarboxylate transporter 6-like
Exons: 1
Coding region: 249-2204 (651 amino acids)
Biological process (GO): transmembrane transport; monocarboxylic acid transport
Cellular component (GO): membrane
Molecular function (GO): monocarboxylic acid transmembrane transporter activity
Source: RefSeq, a predicted model, not a curated record